Molecule: messenger RNA, 332 nt
Organism: Drosophila kikkawai
Lineage: Eukaryota; Metazoa; Arthropoda; Insecta; Diptera; Drosophilidae
Source: RefSeq, a predicted model, not a curated record
UCGGCGUUCAAUUUGGUUCUAAGUCUCGGCGCGUGUGCAUGGACGCAGUCUAAAGUCUACACCAUGGUGCUGCUGCGAGUGAUCAAGUAUCUAGUGGGCUGCGUGGUGCGGGCCUGCCAUGAGUUGUCCCAGAAUAUGAAUUCGCUGAACAAAAUGUUCAAGUACCAUUUGCUGGAGGUCAGCUAGAGAGAGAGAGCCCAGGAAGCUGAAAGAUCUAUAAAGAGAGAGAGAGACAAGCCCAUAAAAGUCAACCCAUUGAAAUUUUGUAUAUAAAAUCGAGCGAGUUCGUUGCUCGAGUCUUUUGUUUAUGUGAUCAAAUAAAAUGUUUUUUA